UUGUUCUUGCCGUUGAAUGCAUUAUACCUGCGCAUAAGAUACGUUCAAGGAAACUAUUGCUGUGUUUCUGCAGCGAUGGCUGAUUGGGGUUUGGUGACUUACACAGUGCUGGAGGUGCUCAUUGCUGUGGCGUGUUGCCUUGGGAACGUGUUGGUGGUGUGCGCGGUAGCUGUCGGCAUCCAGGACUGCCUUCGGGAGCCGACGUUCUGCUUCUUGGUCUCUCUGGCCGCUGCUGACUUUCUGGUGGGGGCAGCCGCUGUGCCUCUAGCCGUGCUGUUGGACGGCUGGGUGAGCCUGACCUCGCACCAGUGCUUGUUCCUCAGCUGCAUCGUGCUGGUGCUGACGGAGGCCUCCGUCCUGUCGCUGCUGGCUAUUGCCAUUGACCGAUACCUGCGACUGCACAUGCCUUUCAGAUACAAAGCGAUUGUCACUCAGAGGCGCACACUGUUGGCCCUGUCAGUCUGCUGGAUACUUUCCUUUCUAUUGGGGUUCACCCCUCUGCUUGGAUGGCACAACCUCUCCGUCGCAGGCUCUCAUUCCACCAACACGUCUUCUACGUUGCCCAACUCUUCCCAGUGCACUUUCCUCUCAGUUAUCUCCCUGCCCUUCAUGGUCUAUUUCAACUUCCUUGGAUGCGUCAUGGCUCCUCUGCUGGUCAUGACGUUUCUGUACAUCGUCAUCUUCUGGAGCCUGCACAAGCGUCUGAAAAACAGCUGCCCUCAGGCGCGGGCCUCGCUGCUCAGGGAGAAGAGGCUGGCCUGCUCCCUGGCUCUUGUUCUGAUGUUAUUUGCAGGCUGCUGGAUUCCCCUGCACCUGAUGAACUGCCUGCUGCUCUUCCAGGGACCUCAGGCUGUGACCCAGGGACCACUUUAUACAGGUAUUCUCCUGUCUCAUGCCAACUCAGCCGUCAACCCAGUGGUCUACGCUUGUCGCAUCCCCAAGAUCCAGAAAGCCUAUGGUCAAAUAUGGAAGCGUCUCGCCUUGAAGCUCAAUUGUUUUACCAGAAAUAAGCCAAUUCAGCAAUCUGUAGCAACCCACUAA
Fundulus heteroclitus (mummichog) is the source of this 1041-nucleotide messenger RNA. RefSeq names its product adenosine receptor A1-like. The transcript has 3 exons. Gene Ontology annotation, biological process: G protein-coupled adenosine receptor signaling pathway. Gene Ontology annotation, cellular component: membrane; dendrite; synapse. The record is from RefSeq and is a predicted model, not a curated record. Gene Ontology annotation, molecular function: G protein-coupled adenosine receptor activity. Bases 76 to 1041 code for a protein of 321 amino acids. NCBI's taxonomy places the organism in Eukaryota, Metazoa, Chordata, Actinopteri, Cyprinodontiformes, Fundulidae.